AUGGCGGCAGUCCAAAUCACCGGAAUAACCCGGGUCAACGGUGACGCCAACAAUUAUGACAUUCGGCAAGGAUUCGGAGCGGCAGAGACUUUCACAGUCCGCAAUGAUGAUGCCAUCUUCAACACCGCUGACGCGGUCCCUGCUCCUCCAACCGAGGCAGCGCGUCCAGCAGCCUUUCUGUUUGCCGCCGCCAACAUCCCCCUCACCGUCAACGGCACGUACGGCUUCCCCGUGGGCCUGGCCGCGUACCGUCUGAGGGGUGACGGGCCGGGCGGCUUCCAGAUCACGUCGCAAAACUUCAACGCCACCGGUGUUGCCGGCGGUGCUGCUGUUCCCUUCACUGCUACCGUCUUCUCUCAUGCCGGUCCUCAGCCUGCGUCUCCGUUCAAGGUCGCCGGCGAUUGGACCUGGACGAUCCUGCCUGCAGCUGGCGGCGGCGGCAUUGCCACCAGCGCCGGCACUCGGCUCGAGGUCUACUUCAUGCUGGGCGACCACGAUGUGCCUUUUCCGUUUGCCGCCACGCAGAUUCUCGAGCUCAUACGGCUCUCGUUUCCCACCUACGGCACCAUUGCUGGCCAGCCGUGGGCCAAUAUUGAGGGCCCGCUGAUCUGGGAAAUCACCCAACGGCUCUGGCUUCUUGGGAGACCCGGGCUUUUCUAUGACUCGACAUUCGCAACGGGCGGGGCGGCGCAGCACCUACUCGGCACAAACUUCAACCUCGAAACCAUGGUAUCGACAGUCGGGGUGCGUACGUGCAACUGCUACGACCUGGCCAGCCUCGUCAAGCUAGCUCUCGGCUCGCUUGGCAAGAAACCGGACCCCGCGAACAAUGGUGCCGAGAUUCCGGUCAUCUCCAACGUGCGCAUCGUAGCCGACGAGCCAUGGGGCUACAUCCCCUCGGGCCCGCUCUUUGGGUGGUCCGGCUCGCUGGCGCACCAGUGCAACAACCCCUUUUGGAUCAACCGGGGCGGUCCCGGCGUCCACGCGGCACCCCAGGUCCCGCAAAUGGAUCCGCAGCGCACGGCGUUUCGCGCCCACUGCUACACGACGUUUACCGACCACGCCGGUGUCGUGAGGCCCAUUGAUGUCUGCCAUGCCGUGAUCAAUCCGGCGGGCGGGCUCAAUCUCACGGGCGGAGCUGUUGACGUGCCGACCUACCAGGGCGGCUCGAUCCAGGCGGGACCUGUCGCGUAUGGGCCGCCAGUGCCGCAGAAUGUGGUUGUAAACUGGGUCCAGCUUUGA
Lasiosphaeria miniovina is the source of this 1242-nucleotide messenger RNA. RefSeq lists its product as uncharacterized. Bases 1 to 1242 code for a protein of 413 amino acids. The transcript has 4 exons. NCBI's taxonomy places the organism in Eukaryota, Fungi, Ascomycota, Sordariomycetes, Sordariales, Lasiosphaeriaceae. The record is from RefSeq and is a predicted model, not a curated record.